This is a messenger RNA of Cladophialophora psammophila CBS 110553, 777 nucleotides long. RefSeq lists its product as uncharacterized. The record is from RefSeq and is a predicted model, not a curated record. NCBI's taxonomy places the organism in Eukaryota, Fungi, Ascomycota, Eurotiomycetes, Chaetothyriales, Herpotrichiellaceae. The transcript has a single exon. The coding region runs from base 1 to 777 and encodes 258 amino acids.
AUGCUCGCCAAAGCCAGAACCGUUAUCAUAUUGGACAAUGCGGGAGUUGGUCGCAACUCCGGCGAAGGUCCAGAAACGUUCCAAGGGUGGGCUGAUGACCUGAUAUGUUUUGUCGAAGCUCUCGGACUCAGGAAAUUUGAUCUUUUGGGCUUCUUUCUGGACGGCUAUUGUGCUCAAAUGACUGCACUGACGGCGCCACAUCUCAUCCGCAAGUUGAUUCUUAGCAGUACCGACUCAGCAAUUCCAUGGGCAGAUUAUGUCGCCGGAGUCGUCUGGCCGCGGGAGGACCCUUCAGCUGAAGCACUGAAAGUGCUUGCAGAGGCAGAAACGAGUGAACACGGCCCCAGAGCAUUGGCGUUUUCCAUGUUUGACGACGAUGAUCAAGGAUAUGCUGCCUUCAAUCAAGCCUGGGCAAGCGUGCAAGAGAGAAAGGCAGAGUCUCUCAUUCUGGACCUACUGUAUCGGUAUGGUGCAGCACAGAGGCAACUCGAGGCUGCGAUAGAUUCGUUCAAUAAAAAUCCUCGAGCAGCUUUCGACCGAGUGGGUGAGCUAAAGACGCCGGUUCUCGUCGCCAAUGGUGAUAAUGACAUGGUGAUCCCAACCAGCCAAAGCUGGAAGUUAUAUCACCAAAUUCCAAUCGCUCAACUCAUCACCUAUCCUCAUGCUGGUCAUGGGUUCAUCUGGCAGUACGCGCAGCUUUACGCAAUGCACAUCAACAUGUUUCUUGCGGAGAUGAGUUUGACCCAUAUCUGUCCAAGCUGUAAUCGGGCCGCUUGA